AUGGCAGCAGCCUCUCUUUCCAUUUCCAUACCGAUAGUAGCAUGGGCUAUCUGGAUCUUGUUAUGCGGAAAGUGUUUGGAUAAUGCACUUCAUCAGCUGCUUGUUGCUGCAUUUGGAUCAUCUGCCCUUCAACUUAAACAAGCCAAGGCUUUGAGGGAGACUAGGUGGUGGUCGUCCACUACUGCCCAAGCCAGUAGUAAUUAUUCAAGUGCUUGCCUCUGGGAUGGUAUUACUUGCAAUGCUGGUGGAAGCGUCACAACCAUCGAUAAAUCUCAUUCUAGUUUGGGAGGUCAGUUGAACAAACUCAACCUCUCUUUCUUCCCAAAUUUAGAUAGGCUUGAUCUUAAUGGGAACCUCCUUACGGGGCUCAUCCCAAUUGAGAUAGGGAUGCUAAAGAACUUGGUCUAUUUAGACCUUCAUUCAAAUAUGCUCGUCGGUCCAAUCCCUGCCACUUUGGGUUAUUUAACUAAUUUGGAAUAUUUAGACCUUGGUUUGAACUACUACAUCAAUGGAUCCAUUCCCCCCAAGAUAGGGAUGUUGAAAAAUCUGACCACUUUAUACCUUGAUUCGAACAUGCUCGUCGGUCCAAUCCCUUCCACUCUGGGCUGUUUAACGAGUUUGGACUCUUUGUACCUGGGUCAUAAUGAACUCAAUGGAUCCAUUCCCUCCGAAAUAGGGAUGCUGAAAAGUCUGACCUCUUUAUACCUUUCUUCCAACAUGCUCGUCGGUCCAAUCCCUUCCACUCUAGGCUGUUUAACGAGUUUGGACUCUUUGUACCUGGGUCAUAAUGAACUCAAUGGAUCCAUUCCCUCCAAAAUAGGAAUGCUGAAAAGUCUGACCUCUUUAUACCUUUCUUCCAACAUGCUCGUCGGUCCAAUCCCUUCCACUCUGAGCCAUUUAACUAAUUUGAAAUAUUUAGACCUUCGUCAGAAUCAAAUCAAUGGAUCCAUUCCCCCAGAAAUAAGGAUGCUGAAAAAUCUGACCUUUUUAUAUCUUUCUUCGAACAUGCUCGUUGGUCCAAUCCCUUCCACUCUGGGCCAUUUAACUAAUUUGGAAUAUUUAGACCUUCGUCAGAAUCAAAUCAAUGGAUCCAUUCCCCCUGAAAUAAGGAUGCUGAAAAAUCUGGCAUCUUUAUACCUUUCUUCAAACAAGGUCGAUGGUCCAAUCCCUUCCACUCUGGGCCAUUUAACUAAUUUGGAAUAUUUAGACCUUCGUCAGAAUCAAAUCAAUGGAUCCAUUCCCCCCGAAAUAAGGAUGCUGAAAAAUCUGGCAUCUUUAUACCUUUCUUCGAACAUGCUUGUCGGUCCAAUCCCUUCCACUCUGGGUCAUUUAACUAAUUUGGAAUCUUUAGGCCUUAGUCGGAAUAAAAUCAAUGGAUUCAUUCCCCCUGAAAUAGGGAUGCUGAAGAAUUUGAUCGUUUUAGGCAUUAGUUCGAACAUGCUCAUUGGUUCAAUCCCUUUCAGCCUAGGUCAUUUCACUAAUUUGAAACAUUUGGACCUUUCUCGGAAUAAAAUCAAUGUAUCCAUUCCCUCCGAAAUAGGGAUGCUUAAAGAUUUGAGCUACGUUAACCUUAGCCAUAACUUUAUUAGUGGAGAAAUACCUAGUGCACUUGGGACUAUUGCCCCACUAUUGACCUUGGAUCUUAGCUACAAUAAUCUUAUGGGCAACAUUCCCUCAUCUCUCACUGGUAUACAAAGACUCGACUUUUCACAUAAUUCUUUGGAGGGUCAAAUUCCAGACGGUUAUGCUCUGUAUCAUACCUCCAACACAUUAAAUGGCAAUAAGGAUUUAUGCGAUCAGUUCAAGAAUUUCCCUCCAUGUCCAAAAGACAUUAUUGAAGCAACCGAGGAUUUUGAUAUUAGAUAUUGCAUUGGAACUGGCGGUUAUGGUAGCGUUUACAGAGCAAAAUUACCAAGCGGAAAUGUGGUUGCCUUAAAGAAACUUCAUCAAAGAGAGGCUGAGAAUCCAGUUUUCUAUAAGAGUUUUAUAAAUGAGGUGAGGGUGUUAACAGAGAUAAGACAUCGAAAUAUUGUGAAGCUGCAUGGGUUCUGUGUACAUAAAGGAUGUAGAUUUUUAAUUUAUGAGUACAUGGAAAGGGGAAGCCUAUUUUGUGUCCUAAGAAAUGUUGACGAAGCUAUGGAAUUGGAUUGGAGUAAGAGGGUAAACAUCAUCAAAGGCACAGCACACGCUUUAUCUUACAUGCAUCAUGAAUGCAUCCCAGCAAUUGUUCAUAGAGAUAUAUCAUCCAACAACAUUUUGCUGAACUCUGAAUUCCAAGGUUUUAUAUCUGACUUUGGAACAGCUAAACUCCUUGAUCCUGACACCUCAAAUCAAACAUUGGUUGCUGGCACUUAUGGUUACAUUGCCCCAGAGUUUGCCUACACGAUGACAGUUACUGAAAAAUGCGAUGUAUAUAGCUUUGGAGUGGUGGCACUAGAAGUAUUAAUGGGAAGGCAUCCGGGAGAACUCCUGUCCUCAUUAUCAUCAUCAUCAUCAUCUCAAAAUAUGAUGCUAAAUGAAAUAUUAGACCAAUGCUUGCCACCUCUAAAUCGUCAAAUUGGACAAGAUAUUUUGCUUGUUGCUACAAUAGCAUUUGCAUGCCUUCACACUCAGUCAAAGUCUCGGCCUAUAAUGAAAUGUGUGUCACAAGAAUUUCUCUCUCGCAGGAAGCCAAAUCCCAUACCCUUGACUGUGAUUUCACUCCUGCAAUUGUGGAAACAAGCAGCAUAUGUGGCUGGAUCAGGAUUUGCUUAUUGUUAG
Messenger RNA from Juglans regia (Persian walnut), 2760 nucleotides. Its product is annotated as probable leucine-rich repeat receptor-like protein kinase At1g35710. Gene Ontology annotation, cellular component: plasma membrane. Gene Ontology annotation, biological process: protein phosphorylation; hormone-mediated signaling pathway. Bases 1 to 2760 code for a protein of 919 amino acids. The record is from RefSeq and is a predicted model, not a curated record. The transcript has 3 exons. Gene Ontology annotation, molecular function: protein binding; protein kinase activity; ATP binding. Lineage: Eukaryota; Viridiplantae; Streptophyta; Magnoliopsida; Fagales; Juglandaceae.